UCCCUUCUAUGCAAAUACCAAAAAACAACAAAUAGUACUAACUCCUUGUUCUCUCGCUCUCAAAACCUCUCUAAUUCCUCUCACUCUUCCCUUGUUUGGCUUCAUCCUUUUCGAAAACAACACCACAUCACAGACAAAUGGAAGAUACUAAAUCAAGGUUCAAGAGGAUCUGCGUCUACUGUGGAAGCAGUUCUGGGAACAAAGCUAGUUACCAAGAAGCUGCUGUCGAACUAGGCAAGGAGAUGGUGGAGAGAAGGAUUGAUUUGGUCUAUGGAGGUGGUAGCGUGGGGCUGAUGGGUCUUGUUUCUCAGGCAGUUCAUGAUGGUGGACGCCAUGUUCUUGGUGUUAUCCCAAAAAGUCUCAUGCCAAGAGAGAUAACUGGUGAUCCUAUUGGUGAAGUGAGAGCUGUAUCUGAUAUGCACCAAAGGAAAGCUGAGAUGGCUCGUCAAGCUGAUGCCUUCAUUGCCCUUCCGGGUGGAUAUGGAACUCUUGAAGAAUUGCUGGAAAUCAUUACAUGGGCUCAGCUUGGGAUCCACAGCAAACCGGUGGGCCUGUUGAAUGUGGAUGGAUUUUACAAUUCCCUGUUGUGUUUCAUUGACAAGGCCGUUGAUGAAGGCUUUAUCUCACCAAAAGCACGUCGCAUAAUCGUGUCAGCACCCACAGCCAAACAAUUGGUGAGGGAGCUAGAGGAACAUGUACCUGAGAAAGAUGAAGUUGUAUCCAAGUUGGUGUGGGAAGAGAGGCUAAGUUACGUGCCCGAAUCAGAAGUUGCAUUGUGAUCUAAAUAUUCAAUAGUGGAGGAUCGAUGAUGGAGCAUAGUUUUUUGGAUCUUGAUCUUUUUGUUCCAUUUUAAAUGUGUUUUGGGUACAUAAUAGUCAUAUAUAUGGGCGUAGGAAUUGUAGGAAGUCUAUAGACUCUUUUCUAAUUUUCCACUAAUGUUGAUGAUGCCCUAGUCUUAUACUUUAAGGUAAAUUAUAUGGAAAAUCUUCAAUGAAAGUUAUCUUGACAUUGCAGUUAAA
Molecule: messenger RNA, 1019 nt
Organism: Lotus japonicus
Lineage: Eukaryota; Viridiplantae; Streptophyta; Magnoliopsida; Fabales; Fabaceae
Product: cytokinin riboside 5'-monophosphate phosphoribohydrolase LOG7
Exons: 7
Coding region: 138-779 (213 amino acids)
Biological process (GO): cytokinin biosynthetic process
Cellular component (GO): nucleus; cytosol
Molecular function (GO): hydrolase activity, hydrolyzing N-glycosyl compounds
Source: RefSeq, a predicted model, not a curated record